UGGAGUAUUAACGCGCUGUCGAGUGACGCGCGUGGUCACACGGAAGAAGGAAGUGUUACUAACCGCCGUUUUUUCAUUAUUCGAAUCCCAUUGUUCAUCUAUAACGUUUGGACAAACAUGGGUGUAAUAUUCGAGCACAUGGCGGCAUAACCGAAUUGAACCGAGUGAUAAAAUGUGUGUUAUUUACCGGUAAACGUAGUUAUUGUGCGAAUUACGUUCGACAGAGUUACGUAUCGUUGACACAUAAUGACAAUAUUUAUUACGCUAUCUACGGCGUACCGAGAAUUCACUCACCGGCAUUAGAAAUACAAGAUUUCCGCAAACGUUUGCGGAACGAUGGCAAAAUAACCUCCCAUUUUCGUAUACUUUGUGUAUAUAAUGUUGGAGUUUUGUCCUUUGUGCGAUAAAAAUGGAUACAAGAAAAAACUUGUGCUCUUCCAAAUUAAUUUCGAGGAGGCCACGUGGCUUUGCGAGUCUCCUGAGUGCCCUUGGCCGUUUGGAUAUCAGGAAUUCAGAUUUGUGGAAAGAAAAGUUGGAGAGACUUGGUCUGCGUCGUGGGAACAGCCCAAACCGGCGAUAGUCAUAAAAUCGUCUGAACCUGUUCAUAUUUCCCUCAAUGAACUUGGGUUGGAUACUCCGCCAGUGACGCCAGGCAGCGGUUACGAAGUGGCACAAAAAGAGUCGUCUAUCGGUGAUAGUACAUGCUCAGCAACUAGUCUUAACUUAAGUACGAACAGCGUUGUUAACGUUACAAGCCAUCCUCGAUCAAAGAGUAAUUGCAAUAAACUGCAAGGUUCCGUUACUAGUGAAUGCGGAAGUAUUGAUGGCGAGAGUAUAGAAAUCAGAUUAAGCAGCGAAGAGGAAGUGUCACCGCAUACCACCAAAACUAAUGUCCACAGUUUCAAAAACGCGGAAACGCUGAAUAACGACAAUCAGAUUCUUGGAGGUACCGUUAAUUCCUCAAAACCAAAUAGUGAUUUUAGUUUAGAAAAUGAUGUGAAUUUGGAGAGCUUGAGUAAGUCUCGUUUGGCUUCUCAAGAAUUUAUCGAUGCCUGUGAUGAUGCGGAAGCAGCGACGGAAUCGUUAUUUAAUAUUGGUAAACCGUUAGUAAACAAACCCGCGGCCAAGGUAAUAGACAAUCACAAGAUCUUAAACAAUUUGGAUAAUGUGAAUUCUGAUUCGACUGUAAAAUGUAAAGAAUGGUUGAACAGCAAUACCAAGACUACGAUAAACAAGGAAUCUUCUCUUCCCGAUGUCGACUCUAAGAAGAAAGUGAUCGUCUACAGGAUUGAAACAUUGCCGCAAAAAUUAGGCACUAGGGUAUUAACAGCUAGCAAAGAAGAUACAAGCAGCGCAAAGCAAUUUCCUAAAUUUCAAAUAAUUCAAAAGUCAAGUGUGAAACCAGUUGGGACUGCUAUUUUUCCAAAUCAAAGAAAUAGUAACAGAUUUCUUCCUGUAGUGGUAACCAAUUUGCCACAGAAAAAUUAUGCAGUUCCGUUGGUAGUACGAAACAAAAACCAGAAAACACUUGGUGACUCGAUGCAGAAUGUAAAUAUUGUAGAAAAAAAUAAGAUCGAUCAUAUUACUGCCGGCGAUAGACUUAUACCGCAAAACGUUACGGUACAGAAAAAUUGUUCCAGUAUGAUUAAAGUUGAACAAAAAACUGUAGUCAUAGAUGGCCUACCGCCGAUAAAUGUAUCCUACGAGAUUCCAAGUUUCAUCGAAGAGUGCAAUGGUUUUCAAAGUUCGAAGUGUAGCAAUGAAACGAAAAAUGAAAAAAUGGACAUUCACUCAGGUCAAGAAACAGUGGCUGACAAUUCCAUUUUCUCCAUUAAUACCAAAGUUGAGUCUGUCGCUGAUUAUGAGACUAAAGAUAGUCCGUCUGCAACCGGUAUUCCAACCAAGAUUGAUACUAGACCCAUGAAAAAACCAUUGAAACGAACCAUUAAUAAAAUUAACAAAUAUGAAGGCUUCAACUUUGAGUCAUUGAAGAAAAAAUUCAAAAGUAAUGCUGGGCGCCGAAGUGAUGAGAAUAACAAAACUAGUGUUCCCGAUGUAUCGUCACAUGAUAAUGCUGAUACGUGUUCCGAUUCCACAAGUACUUCAGAAACGUCAUGUGCUACUACAGUUACCGUCGAUUCAAAGUCAGAAUCUGUUGGUUCUAGUAACAACGGUAACCCGAAGUCUACUUCUGGCAUGGGGAAUAUCGGUAUGGCAAUAUCAAGCUCAGAUUCAAAAAGUAAAACUAUGUUUACUCUAGAAAACGAUGCAGUGCUGGAUUCAAAUUUAAGUCUAGAUAUGGUUUUAGAUGACUUGCUGCUCAACGAAAGUGAAAACUUGCCGCAAACUUUUGGAGACGAUUGGUUAACAUCUUUGUUCGAUUAAUUCCAAAACUGAGCAGUUCCAUAUUGAGUAGAUGUCAUUGCUGCUUAGGAUUAGUCUGUAAAGACGGAAAGUUGUUUUUUUAAUUAUUAUUGAAAUGAACCUUGUGGACUGUUACCGCAGGAGAAAAUGUACAAAUAACAUAAAUUUUAAUUAAGAAUAGCUUACAGCACAUUCGCGAACUCAGUCCUGAUUUAUCAUUUAAUAAUACCGGGUAUUAUUCAGUUCGAAAAAUGUUAUUUAAAUGCAAUAUUUAAUAAUAAUAUUUGUAUGGUUUGCAUCAUGUAAUCACUUCAAUUUUACAUGAAUGGUAAAUCAAAUCACAGUUACUACCAUAUGCUUAACAUUUCAUACUACUUGUAAUGCACCGUAUUAAUUGAAUUGCUGGCAAAUUUGGUUGAAGGCAAACCUGCAUAAAAUAAAUAGCCAUAGUACGAACGUUAUUGUUUGUGAACGUUAUAGUUUACACGUUCCAUAAUUAAUUUCGUGACAUACAUGCGUAUUUUUAUAUUCUUAAUAUUGCUCUGUACAGUUAAAAGUUUAUGUUAUAAUAAACUAUUAAUUCACCUGAAUUCUCUAUUUAUGUUAAUUCUUUGCUAAACAUUAGCAGCAAGUUCUUAAACUAGCAGUUAAGUCUUCUUCAGAAUCGAAACAUUGAAAUGAAAUUUUUG
This is a messenger RNA of Neodiprion virginianus, 3053 nucleotides long. RefSeq lists its product as uncharacterized. NCBI's taxonomy places the organism in Eukaryota, Metazoa, Arthropoda, Insecta, Hymenoptera, Diprionidae. The record is from RefSeq and is a predicted model, not a curated record. Bases 379 to 2385 code for a protein of 668 amino acids. The transcript is spliced from 2 exons.